This is a messenger RNA of Dictyostelium discoideum AX4, 1614 nucleotides long. RefSeq lists its product as hypothetical. Lineage: Eukaryota; Evosea; Eumycetozoa; Dictyosteliales; Dictyosteliaceae. The record is from RefSeq and is a predicted model, not a curated record. Gene Ontology annotation, cellular component: membrane. The transcript has 3 exons. Gene Ontology annotation, molecular function: signaling receptor activity. Bases 1 to 1614 code for a protein of 537 amino acids.
AUGAAAGUUGUUUUAUUUGUUUUAAUGGCAAUCAUUGCCGUUUCAUUUGCUGCCACUAAUUUUGUUGAUCAUAGAAGUGGUCACAUUGUUAUCAAACCAACUGAAUCACAAAAUUCAAAAUUAUUCUUAAAAGGUUCAGCUUUUGAUAAAGUUUCACUUAAAAAUAUUAAUGAUGUUCAAGUUUCAAACAUCAUCACUCACGUUAUGGGUCUCUUACCAUUAAACAAUGAAGAAGUUUCAGGUCUCCCAGCUGCUUCAAUCUUUAACAAACCAAAAUUAAAUUUAUUCUUUUCAGUUGAAUCAGUUUCAAGUGAUGAUUUAGUAAACUCUAAAAUUUUCAAUUCAGAAUCAAUGAUUUCAAUUGAAAAAACUUUUACUCCACAAGAUUUAAUUUCUGAAUUAACCACUAUUGUUACUGGUGUUACACCAAAUGUUCAUGGUAUUGUUUCAUCCAAUUGGAUCAAUCCAACAACUGGUCAUAAGGUUCAUGCCUACGAAAAAUCAACUCAAUCAUCAGCUGCCAACAUUGCUUACUUAGCCAAUGCCAGUUUCAAUGGUAAAUCAAUGAUCAUUUCAUCAUCUGCCGAUAAGAAAUCAGCUUCAGCCACUGGUAUUCACACUGGUGUCUCAAGCCUCUACAAAGAUGCUGAUAUCUAUACCUACAGUGUUCGUCCAUCUGGUUCAGUUUUACCAAUUUUCGGUUCAAACGGUAACGAUAAAUUAUCAUUAACCAACAAUCAAGUUGAAACCAUCAUCUACAGCAAAGAAUUCCAACAAUUCAUUUUACCAGCUGGUUGGAAAGCUACCUUCUCUCGUGGUAUUUUCACCAUUGUCGAUGAAAAAGGUAAUGUUAACAAAAUCGAUUUCGAUCAACACGAAACUGGUUCAUUCCUCACUGAAUUAGUCUCUGUUUUCAAUAUUGUCAAAACCAUUAAAACCAAUGAACACUUCAAAGCCUUGGCUGCCGAUUCAAUCCCAGAUUUCAUUUCAUUCGAUUUUGCCUCCAUCUCAAGAGUUCGUGAAUCACAAGGUGCCAACUCUGAUGCCUUCAAAUUUGCUUUGGCUUUAGUUGAACAAACCAUUCAAUCAACCAUCACUCAAUUAUCAGGUGUCUAUGGUGACCGUGUUGCUUGUGAAAUCGUUGCUCUCGCUCCAAAACAUGCUUUCACUGAAGAACAAAUCGAAAAACUCGAAUCCAUCGUUGGUGAACAUACUCAUGAUAUCACUGAAACCCUCCCACACAUUUACGUUUUACCAGAAAGCAGUGAAAAAGUUGAUGACAUUUGCCAACAAAUUCAAUCAUCUAUCCCAUCUGAACUCUCUGCCCAAUGUUUCAUUCAUACUCUUCCAGUUUCAUUCCUUCAAGAUGCUUCAGGUUCAGCACCAGCUCCAACACAAACACCAGUCCCAUCAGACAGUGAUUCAUCUGCUUCAGGUGAAAAUCCAAUCAUUGCAACUCAAAAUACCAACAGAAUUGCUGCUUUCCAAAUUUUCCUCUUCUUCCCAAUCGUUUUUGCAUUAUUCAUUGGUGGUGGUAUUUUAUACAUUAUGAAAAUCAGUUUCACUGCUCAAUCUGAUACUUUAUUAUAUCGUUCAUCUCAACGUCAAUAUUAA